CCUCAGUUGGACAUACAGUCACUACUUAAGAGGUCAGUUCUGUACUUGUGCUCAUUGACUGAGGAAGGUCUACGAUUAGAAGAGAAAAGAGUACUACCAAUCACUGCGAGCUGAGCACCAAGAGCACUGGGACGAAACACAGGCUAUAGUACCCGAAGAGUUGAGAGACAAGAGAGAUGGCUAAACGGCAUCCUCGUACCUCCACCCCUUGCACGUUGAAACACUUGGAGUUGUCGACAAUUGUGGUGAGCUGUAGCUGUAUGCAAUGAACAUUGC
Geodia barretti is the source of this 276-nucleotide messenger RNA. The record is from the annotation of a GenBank genome assembly. Lineage: Eukaryota; Metazoa; Porifera; Demospongiae; Tetractinellida; Geodiidae.